AUGUCCCUUUUCAGAAGCUUACAAAAUUCUCCAUCAACCGUUUCGAUUUUCCACAAUCAAGCUAUCCCGCUUUCCAACAAGUUGUAUGAUAUUUUGCAAAAGGCUUAUGAGACUCAACCAGAAAAAGCAAAGCAUGAAUUCCAAAUUGAUGUAAUGAAGGAUAAAAUGCCAACUUAUGACCAGUAUAAGUUGAUUACUAGCAAGUAUGUGAAGAAUGCCACUGACAAGUCGAUUUUACACGACUGCUUCCCCUUUUUGCAUGAUAAGAAUGUUGAAUUGUAUAAUAGUAAAGGUAAUCCAGUUACCAUUAAAGGUGCUGAAUGGAACAACAAGAUCUUCUCUCCAUCCGAGUACGCUAUGAUUUAUGAAACAUUCAAUAAAUUAGAGGAGUCCAAGUCGCCUUCUAUAAACACAAAAUCGGCAGACGUGUUCAGUGCUCCAUUGGUUGUUGAUUGGGAAAAUGAGUUGAUUGCUGGUGACGAAGACACCUUAAAUGCUAUUUUAGAUAAGUAUAAACAAAAUUAG
Molecule: messenger RNA, 525 nt
Organism: Candida tropicalis MYA-3404
Lineage: Eukaryota; Fungi; Ascomycota; Pichiomycetes; Serinales; Debaryomycetaceae
Exons: 1
Coding region: 1-525 (174 amino acids)
Cellular component (GO): mitochondrion
Molecular function (GO): oxidoreductase activity
Source: RefSeq, a predicted model, not a curated record